AGUCGCGCGCGCUCUCCCCGCCCCGCCCUCGUCCCCCCGCGUGCGGCCGCUACAGCCAAUGAGGUUCGGGGCCGCGUGCGCAGAUUCAAACGGCGGCUCUUGAGGGAGGCUGGGCGCGAGAUUCGGCGGUGCGGACAAAACCCUGCAGGAGGCUGCGAGCCCUGCAGAGCUGCUCGCUGCGGGGUGAGGGCGGGGGUAGGCGCCCGCCGCAGAGCUGAGCUGGGACCACUGCGUAGAGGCUGAGAGGCGGCGGGAGGGGCCGGCGGAGGGCGGGAGCGCGCCUGCUGACAUGUUGGGGGCAUCCCUGACCGGGCCGGGCCGGGGCUAGGAGCUGCACUGCGAGCCGGGGGCGGGUCGCGGUCCGCCCCUCCGUCCUGCCCUGCCGGGGACGUGCGUUCCACUCUCGGUCGCCUCGGAGAGGGAGCGAGGGGAGCGACUGGAGGGUCGGGGACAAGGAACAUUCGCUUGAGGCUGGAGGAGGCUGAACUGCGUCCCCGCCCAGCCCGCGCCUAUGCGGUACUUGAAGGAUGGCGAAGAGGUCGCGCAGCGAGGAUGAGGAUGAUGACCUUCAGUAUGCUGAUCAUGAUUAUGAAGUACCACAACAAAAAGGAUUGAAGAAACUCUGGAACAGAGUAAAAUGGACAAGAGAUGAGGAUGAUAAGUUAAAGAAGUUGGUUGAACAACAUGGAACUGAUGAUUGGACUCUAAUUGCUAGUCAUCUUCAAAAUCGUUCAGAUUUUCAGUGCCAGCAUCGAUGGCAGAAAGUUUUAAAUCCAGAAUUGAUAAAGGGUCCCUGGACUAAAGAAGAAGAUCAGAGGGUUAUUGAAUUAGUUCAGAAAUAUGGGCCAAAAAGAUGGUCUUUAAUUGCAAAACAUUUGAAAGGAAGAAUAGGCAAGCAGUGUAGAGAAAGAUGGCAUAAUCAUCUGAAUCCUGAGGUAAAGAAAUCUUCCUGGACAGAAGAGGAGGACAGGAUCAUCUAUGAAGCACAUAAGCGGUUGGGAAAUCGUUGGGCAGAAAUUGCCAAGCUACUUCCUGGAAGGACUGAUAAUUCUAUCAAAAAUCAUUGGAAUUCUACCAUGCGAAGAAAAGUGGAACAGGAGGGCUACUUACAAGAUGGAAUAAAAUCAGAACGAUCUUCAUCGAAACUUCAACACAAACCUUGUGCGACUAUGGACCAUUUGCAAACCCAGAAUCAGUUUUACAUACCUGUUCAGAUCCCAGGCUAUCAGUAUGUGUCACCUGAAGGCAAUUGUGUAGAACAUGUUCAGACUUCUGCGUUUAUUCAGCCACCCUUCAUUGAUGAAGAUCCUGAUAAGGAAAAAAAAAUAAAGGAACUUGAGUUGCUUCUUAUGUCAGCUGAGAAUGAAGUUAGAAGAAAGCGAGUUUCAUCGCAACCUGGAAGCUUUUCUAGCUGGUCUGGUAGUUUCCUCAUGGAUGAUAGCAUGUCUAAUACUCUAAAUAGCCUGGAGGAGCACACUAGUGAGUUUUACAGUAUGGAUGAAAAUCAAACUCUGUCUGCUCAGCAGAAUUCACCCACAAAGUUCCUGGCCGUAGAGGCAAAUGCUGUGCUGUCCUCUCUACAGACCAUCCCAGAAUUUGCAGAGACUCUAGAACUUAUUGAAUCUGAUCCUGUAGCAUGGAGUGAUGUUACCAGUUUUGAUCUUUCUGAUACUGCUGCUUCUCCUGUCAAGUCCACCCCAGUCAAACUAAUGAGAAUUCAACACAACGAAGGAGCCAUGGAAUGUCAAUUUAAUGUCAGCCUUGUACUUGAAGGGAAAAAAAACAGUUGUAAUGGUGCAGACAGUGAGGCUGUUCCUGUAACAUCCCCAAAUGUGGCCAAGUUUAGCACUCCACCAACCAUUCUCAGAAAGAAGAGAAGAAUGCGAGUGGGUCAGUCCCCCAGCAGCGAACAUAGCGAUGGCUCUUUCACUGAUGGCGGUAAUACAGCACUAAAACACACACCGGUGAAAACACUACCAUUUUCUCCUUCACAGUUUUUCAACACAUGCCCUGGAAAUGAACAAAUUAAUAUAGAAAAUCCUUCAUUUACAUCAACCCCUAUUUGUGGGCAGAAAGUUCUCAUUACAACUCCUCUUCACAAGGAAACAACCCCCAAAGAUCAAAAGGAAAAUGUAGGGUUUAGAACACCUACUAUUAGAAGAUCUAUAUUGGGUACCACACCAAGAACUCCUACGCCUUUUAAGAAUGCGCUUGCUGCUCAAGAGAAAAAAUAUGGACCUCUUAAGAUUGUGUCACAGCCACUUGCCUUCUUGGAAGAAGAUAUUCGGGAAGUUUUAAAAGAAGAAACUGGAACAGAUAUAUUCCUCAAAGAGGAAGAUGAACCUGCUUACAAAAGCUGCAAACAGGAGCAUACAGCAUCUGUAAAGAAAGUCAGAAAAUCACUAGUCUUAGAUAAUUGGGAAAAAGAAGAACCAGGUACUCAACUAUUGACUGAAGACAUUUCAGACAUGCAGUCAGAAAAUAUAUUUACAACAUCUUUAUUAAUGAUACCAUUAUUGGAAAUACAUGACAAUAGGUGCAACUUGACUCCUGAAAAACAAGAUAUAAACUCAACCAACAAAACAUACACACUUAAUAAAAAGAAACCAAACCCUAACACUUCUAAAGUUGUCACAUUGGAAAAGAACCUUCAGUCAAACUGUGAAUGGGAAACAGUGGUUUAUGGGAAGACGGAAGACCAACUUAUCAUGACUGAACAAGCAAGAAGAUAUUUGAGCACCUACACAGCUACCAGCAGUACUUCAAGAGCUCUCAUACUGUAAUUGUUAUUAAAAUUGAUGAAAUGCCCUACUUUUACUGUAUUCUGUACUAAAUUAGGUUGCAAUGAAAUUUUUGUCAAUUAAUUGUUUUUAAGGUUUUAAUAUAACCCUAAAACGGUUUGCAUCUUUUUUCAUAUUGGGCAGGCACGAUGCCCAGCCACUUAAGUAAGGGGUUGGUAAUUUCAUAGUUAAUUUUUUAAGAGAUGAGAUUUUUAAAAAUUGUUUUUAAAAGAACAAGAUGGGAAAACCGUGUUAGAAUGUUAUAAAUAUCCUAAAAGUAAAUUCUCACGUAUUUUCUUCAGAAGAUGUAUGUUCCUACUCUCUUGAUGCUGCAGUUUUGUUACAGAUAGGUUAUGAGUUUGUGUGAUUUCUGUAAUUAGUCUAUGUAUGGGAAGCACACAUGGUUUUAGGAAGUACUUUUGCCUACGUGCUGACUGACUUAGGCUACCAUUUACAAAGAAAUACAGUGGAAAGAAAUUGAAAAGAAGGAGAGAAAGUUGCACUACUAAUUUUUGGUAUUUUUCAAAAACUA
This is a messenger RNA of Lontra canadensis (Northern American river otter), 3312 nucleotides long. RefSeq names its product MYB proto-oncogene like 1 (gene MYBL1). Bases 528 to 2783 code for a protein of 751 amino acids. The transcript is spliced from 16 exons. The record is from RefSeq and is a predicted model, not a curated record. Gene Ontology annotation, biological process: regulation of DNA-templated transcription. NCBI's taxonomy places the organism in Eukaryota, Metazoa, Chordata, Mammalia, Carnivora, Mustelidae. Gene Ontology annotation, cellular component: nucleus. Gene Ontology annotation, molecular function: DNA-binding transcription factor activity, RNA polymerase II-specific; RNA polymerase II cis-regulatory region sequence-specific DNA binding.